AUGACGUUGCUCCUGGUUGGCAGUGACAGUCCGGUAUCCAACAUGGAGGGGAAGAAGACUUCUUCAGACUUGAUAGGAGGAGCGGCGUCAGUCAGGGAGAUGUUUCGGGACGAAUGCUACACUGAUUUUCAACGUGAUGACUUUGAUGUGAAGACCUACACCUCCCAGUCCAUUCACCAGGCUGUGAUCGCAGAACAGCUGGCAAAGCUGGCACAAGGCAUCAGUCAGCUAGAUAAAGAGCUGCAUGUCCAGGUGGUUGCAAGACAUGAAGACCUUUUGGCACAAGCAACAGGAAUGGAGUCUUUAGAAGGUGUUCUUCAGAUGAUGCAGACUCGUAUUGGAGCUCUACAAAGUGCAAUUGAUAGAAUCCGAACGAAGAUUGUUGAUCCAUAUAACAAAAUUGUGUCCCGUACCGCACAGCUAGCACGUCUUCAAUCUGCCUGCGAUUUGCUUCGGAGAAUCAUACGUAUCUUAUAUCUCAGCAAGAGACUUCAAGGUCAGCUGCAGGGUGGUAGCAGGGAGAUUACUAAAGCUGCUCAGAGUUUAAAUGAGUUGGACUACCUUUCUCAAGGAGUGGACCUUUCAGGAAUAGAGGUUAUCGAGAAUGAUCUGCUGUUCAUUGGUAGAGCGCGCCUUGAAGUUGAAAACCAGGCAAAGCGUCUGCUGGAGCAAGGGGUGGAGACCCAGAAUCCGACGCAAGUUGGGACAGCAUUGCAAGUGUUCUACAACCUGGGAGCCCUAAAAGAUACCAUUAACAGUGUUGUGGAUGGUUAUUGCACAGCACUUGAUGAGAAUAUCAACAGCGCUCUUGAUAUAAAGGUUCUAACACAAACAUCACAAGCCGUCCAGAGAGGUGCCCCAGGUCGUGCAGCUAUGCCUCAGCCAGGGAACACAGCAGCAUUUCGUGCAGCCCUUUGGACAAAUAUGGAAAAACUAAUGGAUCAAAUUUAUGCCUCCUGUGUCCAGGUGCAACAUCUCCAGAAGGUUUUAACAAAGAAAAGAGACCCAGUGUCCCAUGUGUGUUUUAUUGAUGAAAUUGCAAAGGAUGGUCAGUCCGAUAUUCUGUACACGUUCUGGAAUUCUGUUACACAGAUACUUUCAUCUCAUUUUGAGAAGGCAACAACCUUUUCCACCUUCCUGAAGCAGGCUUUUGAAGGAGAAUAUCCUAAACUACUUAGACUGUACAAUGACUUGUGGAAACGUCUCCAGCAAUACAGUCAGAACUUACAAGGUUCCUUUACAAGUAGUGGCAACUCUGAUUUUGUCCCAGAGUUACAGCAAAUUGAAGAUGACACACGAGAUGUUUUCACAAUGAAGAAACUAGAUCAGGAAUACUUGCAACUUUGUGUUGGUCUAUCACAUAAAAUCCCCAAAACAUACAUUCCAGAGAAAAUGCUGAAAGACUCCCUGCAACCCUACGAAGCUGCCUACUUGUCUAAAUCCUUGUCUAGGCUCUUUGAUCCCAUCAAUCUGGUCUUCCCACCGGGAGGUCGAAACUCUCCUUCAGCUGAUGAACUUGAGAGCAUAAUCAAAACUGUAGUAAGUGAAAUGAAUGUGGCUGCUGUGGACCCCAAUCUCUGCAUUGCUGUCUCAAAAAACAUCGCAAAAACCAUACAGCUUUUUGGUGUCAAGUCUGAGCAGCUGCUGUCUACUCAAGGAGAUGCAAGUCAGGUGAUUGGACCUCUCACAGAAGGUCAACGAAGAAAUGUGGCUGUGGUCAAUUCGCUUUACAGACUGCAUCAAUCCAUUCAAAAGGUGGUUAUAUCAGGCCAGAAUUCACUUCCAGCAGCUGCAGAACAGAAUAUAACUGCCGCCAUGAAGACUAUCGAUAAUCUUAUGGGAAAUGCUGUGCAGCCUCUAAUUAAUUCUGUGGGUGACUCUGUUGAAGCGAUUAUCAUAACCAUGCACCAAGAAGACUUUUCAGGAGGCCUUAUGAGUUCAGGAAAGCCAGAUGUUCCGUGUUCCUUGUACAUGAAAGAAUUACAAGGCUUUAUUGCAAGAGUCAAGAAUGACUAUUUCCGUCACUUUGACUGCACUGAUUUUGUGUAUGAUAAUACUGAAGCCAUUGCCCAGAGAGCGAUAGAACUGUUCAUACGAAAUGCAAGUCUCCUGAGACCACUUGGUGAAGGAGGCAAAAUGCGACUUGCGGCAGACUUUGCACAGAUGGAAUUGGCAGUGGCUCCUCUGUGCAGACGAGUUGCUGACCUUGGAAGGUCAUACAGGCUUUUGAGAUCCUUCAGGCCUUUACUGUUUCAGACCAGCGAGCAUAUCGCCAACAGUGCUUCUGUAGGCGAAAUCAUUCCCUACAGCGUCAUCCUCCAGUUUCUCUUCACAAGGGCUCCCCCAGAGCUAAAAUCCCCCUAUCAGAGGGCUGAAUGGUCAAUUGCUCGUUACUCCCAGUGGCUGGAUGAUCACCCAGCUGAAAAAGACAGACUGGCUCUAAUAAGGGGUGCUUUGGAAGCCUACGUACAGUCAGUAAAGGCCAGAGAAGGCAAGGAAUUUGCACCUGUGUAUCCAGUCAUGAUCCAGCUUCUUCAGAAGGCAAUGUCAUCUGUACAAUAACUUCAAAGACUGACAA
Bufo bufo (common toad) is the source of this 2578-nucleotide messenger RNA. It is a transcript of the gene COG5, whose product is annotated as component of oligomeric golgi complex 5. The record is from RefSeq and is a predicted model, not a curated record. Gene Ontology annotation, biological process: intra-Golgi vesicle-mediated transport. The transcript has 23 exons. Lineage: Eukaryota; Metazoa; Chordata; Amphibia; Anura; Bufonidae. The coding region runs from base 1 to 2562 and encodes 853 amino acids. Gene Ontology annotation, cellular component: COG complex.